AUGUUAGAUAAUACGACAACCUAUCAACUUGAAAGUGUCUGUCCGCCACAAGCUUCCCGGGGACCUGAUGGACCCUUCUACAAAUGGUUAGCGCUUGGCUAUGCCUUCCUAUUCAUACUCGCAUUAACGGCAAACUUACGAGUACUUUUCAAACUUUUUCAUUAUUCUCGUCGACGUUUUCGUGAUCAUAUUCUUUUGUUGAAUCUCUGUGCUGCUGACCUCUUUGUCACACUUGUUUAUAUUCCCAGUGAAAUCUACGCUUAUACUAUCGGUCGAUGGCAUAAUGAUGAAGUAUGUAAAAUCCUUGCAGCACUUAAAGGUCUCGGAAUCUAUGUCUCCUCGUGUGCAAUUAUUGGCAUAUCUCUUGAUCGUUAUCUUGCUAUUGUACAUCCAUUAACAGUUUAUCAAUCUAAUAAACGAAAUAAACUCUUCGUUGUUGGAUCAUGGGUCAUAUCGGUGAUAGCUUGUGUACCACAGUUAAUUAUUUUCAAACGACUGGUUAAUGAAGAGAUCUGUCGUGAAAUGUGUGGAGACGUACUCUCAUCUGAUUUAGCUAAACGGUUAGCUUAUAAUAUUGCAGUAACGAUCUUUUCAUACAUCGCACCAUUAAUUGUCAUUUUUUAUUCGUAUUUUCGUAUUCUAUACGUUCUACAAAGGCGUUGUGACCGACGAACAUUUCGUUUCGUUAAUAGUCGUACAGAUAGCCGACGUAGUUACGAUGGUUAUCAAGGAAAUCACUCAGUUCGAUCUCUGUAUAAGAAAUAUUCUGCCAAUGAAAAGCAUACAAGUGAAAUCGACAAGAUAACGAAACAAUCUCCUCCUCAAGAAGAUAUGAACACACAUAACAUGAGAACGAUAACACGAGCAAAAUUGAAAACAUUGAAACUAACUGCUCUGAUCGUUAUUUGUUUCAUUCUUUGUUGGACACCGUAUUAUUGCAUAGUUUUCUUUCUUCUCAUAACUGAUGAUGGCAUUCAUCAAGAGACUUCCGCAAAUCUGAUGACGAAUUCUACUCAAAUUAUAUCUAACACUUCCAUUGGAUAUGAUCAACCAUCAAGCGAUGAACGUUCAUUAUUAAUAGUUAUGAUGCUUGCUGUGUCCAAUUCGGUUUUGGAUCCAUUAAUCUAUGGUUGCUAUCUAGUCAAACCAAUCAAAUCGACAUGUUUGUGUCCAAUGCGAAGUCGAAAUCAAACGAAAACAUUUCAGCGUGCAGCUAAUCUUCUACCUUGUAACAAGAAUCCGAAAUCAUCCAUCGUUCGAGCAACUAGUACUCAGAUGAAAAAUUCGAAACGUGCGGGGGCAAUCGAAUGUGAACUAUAA
Messenger RNA from Adineta ricciae, 1320 nucleotides. NCBI's taxonomy places the organism in Eukaryota, Metazoa, Rotifera, Eurotatoria, Adinetida, Adinetidae. The record is from the annotation of a GenBank genome assembly.